AUGUAUAAGGUAUUUGGGACAUCAAAAAUCACCAACCAGACAAUCCCAAAAUUUGCAUCGGCUUUGUCUGCUACGACCACCACUGUUGAUAUUGGUGAAACCGAAUCAUUCUUGCAUGGUGGAGAGCUUCCAACUCUCAUUAUCCAGUCCACAUGCCACACUGUUCAUAUAUUUGUCAAUGGACAACUUUCAGGUUAUGCGUUUGGAACAAGGGAAAACAGGAGAUUCACUUAUAGAGGAAAUAUCAAUCUACAUUCUGGAACUAACAGAAUAACAUUGCUUAGUGUUGCUGUUGGAUUACCAAAUGUGGGUGGACACUUUGAGUCUUGGAACACUGGAAUCUUGGUUCCUGUUGCACUGCACGGUUUGUCUCAAGGGAAGCGAGACUUAUCAUGGCAAAAAUGGACGUACCAAGUGGGGCUGAGAGGUGAAGCUAUGAAUCUUGCAUAUCCAACAAACACACCCUCUGUUGAGUGGAUGGAUGCGUCCUUGACUGUACAAAAGCCUCAGCCUUUGACAUGGCACAAGACUUAUUUUGAUGCACCUGAGGGAGACGAGCCGCUUGCUUUGGACAUGGAAGGAAUGGGAAAAGGUCAGAUAUUGGUGAACGGUGAGAGCAUUGGGAGAUACUGGACAACAUUUGCAACCGGUGACUGUGGUAAUUGUAGCUACACCGGAACAUACAAACCGAACAAGUGCUUAUCCGGCUGUGGUCAGCCUACACAAAGAUACUACUAUAGAGAUAUGAAACUGUAUAUCUUAUUAGAGAAUGAGAGAGUACAAUAUAUACAAUGA
This is a messenger RNA of Brassica napus (rape), 795 nucleotides long. Its product is annotated as beta-galactosidase 3-like. NCBI's taxonomy places the organism in Eukaryota, Viridiplantae, Streptophyta, Magnoliopsida, Brassicales, Brassicaceae. Gene Ontology annotation, cellular component: cell wall; vacuole. Gene Ontology annotation, biological process: carbohydrate metabolic process. The record is from RefSeq and is a predicted model, not a curated record. The transcript has 5 exons. Gene Ontology annotation, molecular function: beta-galactosidase activity. Bases 1 to 795 code for a protein of 264 amino acids.